Poecilia reticulata (guppy) is the source of this 2690-nucleotide messenger RNA. It is a transcript of the gene ubxn2a, whose product is annotated as UBX domain protein 2A. The record is from RefSeq and is a predicted model, not a curated record. NCBI's taxonomy places the organism in Eukaryota, Metazoa, Chordata, Actinopteri, Cyprinodontiformes, Poeciliidae. Gene Ontology annotation, molecular function: ubiquitin binding. Gene Ontology annotation, biological process: autophagosome assembly; membrane fusion; nuclear membrane reassembly. Gene Ontology annotation, cellular component: cytosol; nucleus.
AUUACGACAGUAGCACUUUACGGCAGCUAUUUCUUGCUCUGCAGAGCUGCCGCUGCCAGAAACUUGAAGCUGCAGAUGUGCAACCCUGGUUUAAGCCACAAAGCGAAAGCUGAUGGAAAACACAGAACGGCAUGAAAGAGACUGACUCUGUGGCUGAGAAAGCUGAGCAAUGGCGGUCAGUGAGGAAAAUGAAGAAGAUGUUCCAAUGAGUCGUAGUUUCUCAGUAGAAGACCUCCUUGAUGAAGUGGAGAAGAUCUGCUACGAUGCGUCAGGGACAUCAAAGGUGGAGAUGGUGGUGAGGCUGUGGAAGGAUGGCUUUACCAUUAACGACGGAGACUUCCGCAGCUACUCUGUGCCAGAAAAUCAAGAUUUCCUGGAUGCCAUCAAAAGAGGGGAGCUUCCAGCGGAGUGGGAGAGCAGAGCAGAGGAAGAGGAGCUGGAGAUCAGUGUGGAGGAUAUGACUGAGGAAAACUACGUCCCCAAGAAGAAGGCUUUUCACCCAUUCAGCGGGAGAGGAUACCGACUGGGCAGCGUUGCACCCAGAGUUGUGGCCCGGUCACCAUCUGUGCAUGAGGACGGAGAAUCUCCUCCUAUUCCCAUGGUAACACUAGACCACUCCCUUCCCGUCACCUCUCUGCAGAUCUGGUUGGCCGACGGCAGAAGACUGAUACAGAGGUUUAACCUAUCGCAUAGGAUCUCCGACGUCCAGGAUUUCGUUGCCCGCUGCCAGAGGAGCUGUCCACCUUUCGUCCUGACGACAUCACUUCCUUCCCGUGAGCUCAGCGACAAAGAAUUGAGUCUCGAGGAGGCGGAUUUGGCUCACGCCGUCAUCGUCCAGAGACCCCUGAACACACAGGCUCUGUUUGGACACUCCUGACCGAGACGGUCCCAUACCUCACACAGCAUGCUACCUUCCCCCUUCUCUUCAUAGACACGUCAUCGUCUUUUUUAUAUAUAUAUAUAUAUAUAUAUAUAUAUAUAUAUAUAUAUUGCACCCUUAAGGCGCAAUGCACCUCUUAGUAUUUUAAUCUUCACUGUGCACUUUGAACUGCACUUUGUUGUCAACAAGCUAAAAGUAAUAUUCUCACCAGAUUAGUCAGAAAGUGCUAAUCAGGGGUUUUUCUGUUGACAGCGUCUAUUUUGUCUUGAUCUUUUGGAGAGGAAAGUUUUUGUUUCCAAAAACAGGCUUACGGAAACCCAGCAUAUUGCUACACAGUGGCGUUACAUACAGCUCUGGAAAAAAUUAAAGAGACCACAGCACUGAACCUUCUGGUUAUUCCACCAAAUAUAGAUUUCGGAACUCUUCCUGAGGUUAUUGUUUCUAAAUGAAUAUGAACUUGUUUUAUUUGCAUUAUUUGAGGUCUGCAAGCACUUCGUCUUUUACGUUAUUUUGACCAUUUCUCAUUUUCUGCAAAUAAAUAUUAAGAAAACAAUAUUCAUUUUACUCAAACAUAUACCUAUAAAAAGUAAAAUCAGAAAAACUGAUAAUUUUAAGUGGUCUGUUUUUUUUCCCCCCAAUCAUAUCGCUAAAUCUGAUUGAUUUUGGUCUCUUUUCUUUUUUAAAACUCUGCUUUUUGGGGGGGGGGGGUGGACUGUACAGCUUUAAUAGUUUCUAAAAACAAGUUUAUGGGGCAAAGGUUUUGGUUGGCUGGUGUUAUGCAUCCCGAAUGGCCUCCGAACGACCUCAGUCCUAUUAGAAAAACGAUAAACAAAGGCUUAAAAUCAGGGUCCAUGCCAGCAAACCAAUCAGAGUGAAUGAGCUCUGUUAGUUCUGACCAGAAGAGUGGUCAAACAUCCGGACAGAAUUGUCCAAAAAGCCUGAUGAUUUCUUAAGCGAUAUUUAUGAAAAUAUGAGUGUGUAUGUGUGUAUUUAUAUAUGCACAUGAUGAAGAAUGCACGUAUAACUUCAUAACCGUGUAAAAAUACAUUUGUGGAGCGUUCUUGUUUUCAGAAAUUAUUAAAGUUGUAUUAGGUGUACUCACUUUUAUCAUUAAAUGUUCCAAAAAUAUGAAAUUCAUUCAUUCAUACACAAUGAGCGGGUGAUUCAGAAAUGCCCUUCCCCUCAUACAACUACUAUCAAAGUCUUCCCAAUGUAAGAACACAUCUCUUAUGCACUGCAGUUUUAAAAAGGCGCUGAUAGGUGGGACAUCCGUUACAUAUUCAUGGAGGUGUGAUGUUUUGUUUGCACAUUAUUGAUAUUUUUGGCCUUGUCGUUUGGCUCUUUCAGGUGUUUACAUAAUUUUAUUGUUUUCUUUAAAUGUCAGUAUUUUCCUUCUCCUUUUAUUGAGGCUGGUGGGAAUAUGAAAUCUGCUGUUUUACUUGAUUGAAUGAAUGACGAGCAUAUCUUGAGAAUUCAUGUUUUGUUUCAGUACACCCUGCACAGCUGAGCUGCUUGUAUUUCUGCUUAAUUUUUUUUUUAUGCCAGCUGAAGGCUUGAACUCAAUUAUAAUUUUACGUGGUUUAUUUUUUUUUCAUGGACAGUCUUCAUUUUUAAUCUCAGAAACUCUCACACAAGACUAGGUCUGCUCAGAUUUGUCAUGAGAUUGUCAAGAAUGCCAAGGUAUAGAAUGACUGCUAUACUGUAUUUCUAGUUAGAGGUGUGCCAAACUAUCCAUGCCUUAUGUAAAUGUGCUAUACAGUGAUGUCUAAACAAGCCUGUACUAUUAAAAAAAGGUACUUAAAACUGUCAA